ACUUGAGUUGUUUGAUUCUCAAAUCCACGACGCUGUAACAGCCGUGCUGGCCCAGUGUUGCGUAGAUUAAAUUUUGUAGUUGUAGUAGUGGCACAUAGCCGUUACACUCGCACCAGAGCAGAGAUAGUGACCAACUGUAGUGGAUCUGUGUGGAGCGUCAUUGCAAAAGUGUGUUCCUCUGGUUCUUCAAUGAGUUGGUGUGCGCUGUUGUGCGCUGGACUUGUAACGAUCGUGUGUUGGAGUGGUACCUGUAAUCGUUGAGCAGAUGGCGCUGCGAACAACCGGGACAGUACAUUAGAUCCAAAAAAUAUGUUCGCCGCCUGAUUUCGUCCCGCUUGAUCUCGUCUCGCACGACGAAGAGGCGCAGCGUUUAGAAUGGAAAUUGACAGCUUGAUCGCCGACGCUGUCCUGGUGAAGGCGAGGAAGGAAGGUGCGGAGAAAAGGGGCCGAAGCAGAAAGUGGCGAAAACUUGUCUUUUUGCCCAACAUAGUGGAGUCUGCGCCCAUUCGUUCUGGCUUGCGUGAAGUCAGCUACAGGUAUGUUGUCGAUCGCCAGCCUAUUGGGAAGAAACUCUUUGAGCGCUUCUGCUCGCGGGAUCCUGUUUUGAAUCGCACUGUGACCUUCCUAGCGAGAGUGGGUGAAUACAUUGUGGCAGUGAACGAAAAACGUGGUGAGCUGGCAGAGCUAGUUUUCCGAGAUUUCCUCUCUGAUCCUGAGAACAUUGUGCAAGGUGUCAGUGCUGAGCAGGCGGAGGCAGUCCAGGCUAAAGUUUCCGACAGACCCUGCAGGGCGUCGCUGUUUGAGUAUUGCCGGAGGGCUGCAAAAGAAUUUCUUGCUGGUGAGCCUUUCCAAGGAUUCUCUGAGAGUAUAUAUUUCCAGCGGUACUUGCAGUUCAAAUGGAUGGAAAAGCAGCCCAUCACGUUCAAAGUGAACUUUCGGGAUUACCGGACACUUGGCAAAGGCGGCUUCGGCAUUGUCAGUGCUUGCCAAAGCAAGGCAACCGGGAAAAUGUAUGCGAUGAAAAAACUUGAGAAGAAGCGCGUCAAGAAGCACCGCGGAGAGCAACUUGCACUCAAUGAAAAAGUCAUCCUAGAAAAGCUGUCAAGUCGAUUUGUGGUGAGUCUUGCGUAUGCGUUUGAAACGAAAGACUCACUCUGUCUAGUGCUGACACUGAUGAAUGGUGGUGACCUGAAGUAUCACAUACACCACAUGGGCCGGGAAGCCGGUCUGCCAGAGGACCGUGCCGUCUUCUACGCCGCAGAGAUUGCAUGCGGCCUGCGAGACCUACACCGAGCCCGUGUCAUUUACAGAGAUAUGAAGCCGGAAAACAUCCUUCUCGAUGACCAAGGUCACGUGCGCAUCAGUGAUUUUGGUUUAGCAGAGGUGUUGUCUCCUUCGAAGAAGAGCCACGGUCGAGUUGGAACAGUCGGCUAUAUGGCUCCAGAGGUUGUGAAGAAUGAAGAUUACACAUUCUCUGCCGAUUGGUGGGGACUAGGGGCUGUGAUCUAUGAGAUGAUGGCUGGCCAGGGUCCGUUCAGAAAGCCAAAGGAGAAGGUUUCUCGAGAAGAAGUUGAGAAGCGUGUGUUGGAGACUGAGCCACCGUAUGGUGAUAACUUCUCCUCUGAAGCAAAGGAGAUCUGCAUGCGGUUACUUGACAAGAACCCCGAAACGCGAUUGUCUGACUUUGACCCGUUGCGGGACUUGUCCUUCUUCCGUGAGAUCAACUGGCCGCACUUAGAAGCCGGUGUAGCCACGCCACCGUUUGUUCCUGAUCCCCGAUCAGUGUACUGCCAUGACGUGCUGGAAAUCGACAGUUUUUCUGCCACGAGAGGUGUGACUCUGGGCGACUCCGAUGCAGAAUUUUACCGCAAGUUCUGCACUGGCUGCGUUUCGGAGCCCUGGCAGAAUGAGCUGAUUGACAUGGGUGUUUUCAAUGAACUGAAUGUUUUCGGUCCGGACGACUCGCCAACACCUGAUCUGAUUGAAGUUGACCCAGAGGCGCCAAGGCCAAAGAAUGGUCUCUUUUCUCGUCUCAAAUCUCGACUAAAGUAAUCACUAGCCAACUGAUUUUUCCGCCGGCAUCUUCCCAUCUGUUGAGGAUUGAUUGGUAUAGCAGAAUUUUUGAACGUGACGAAAAUGCCGUAUCAUCGAUCAUGUGAACUAUGUCUUUGGAUCCGUACUUGUGAAAAGCUGUAGUCUUCAUGCCUUUAUCGGUCUAGCCAAGCUUAUGCAUCCUGCUCUGCAGGCCGUCUCUCUCUCUCUAUUCUAUUUCUGAAAAGGUUUAGAUCUAUCUUUCGUCACCAUGUUGCCAUGCCCGUCAACUCACCAUACCUAGUCACACUAUUUUCUAUAUAUAUUAUAUUGAAGCUACUGUUCUCUUAUCCCCUCCCCCUCCUCCUUGUCAUUGCACGAAAGCGCUGGUUGACUUCACUACUGCAUUGCCGAGGUAAUUAUUGUUUUUUUUUGACACUGUAUGAUAUUUGUUAGGGUUGUGUAUAAAACAAUAACAACACUCCAUGUUCUUUUUUUAUUAUUAUUUUUUACCUCCAUGUUACGAUUACUCUUUGCUGAUUUUCGCUAGACAUCUCCGGUAUUUGGUGGCGGUAUUUCUAAAUUGUGUCAAACUCAAACAUGCUGACAAAUAGGUAAGAUGAAGAUAGGUUCUGUCUGACAA
Molecule: messenger RNA, 2674 nt
Organism: Sycon ciliatum
Lineage: Eukaryota; Metazoa; Porifera; Calcarea; Leucosolenida; Sycettidae
Product: G protein-coupled receptor kinase 6-like
Exons: 15
Coding region: 376-2052 (558 amino acids)
Biological process (GO): signal transduction; regulation of signal transduction; protein phosphorylation
Cellular component (GO): cytoplasm
Molecular function (GO): ATP binding; G protein-coupled receptor kinase activity
Source: RefSeq, a predicted model, not a curated record